This is a messenger RNA of Solanum dulcamara, 678 nucleotides long. Its product is annotated as NADH dehydrogenase [ubiquinone] 1 beta subcomplex subunit 10-B-like. The record is from RefSeq and is a predicted model, not a curated record. Lineage: Eukaryota; Viridiplantae; Streptophyta; Magnoliopsida; Solanales; Solanaceae. The coding region runs from base 113 to 433 and encodes 106 amino acids. The transcript is spliced from 3 exons.
CCAUCUUCACAAAUCAAUACGCUCUUUUUACCAAAUUCACUCAUCAUCUCACUCAAAUCCCCAUCACUACAAAAAUCAUCACUUGGAGAGAAGAAGAGGAAUCUGACCAAAAAUGGGAAGGAAGAAGGGAGUACAACAGUUCGAUGAAGGAGCACCGGAUGACUUCGACCCUAAUAACCCGUACAAGGACCCGGUAGCUUUCUUCGAGAUGAGAGAGCAUUUGGUUAGAGAGAAGUGGAUCGACAUUGAAAAAGCCAAGAUCCUCCGUGAAAAGCUCCGUUGGUGCUACCGUAUCGAAGGUGUUAACCACCUUCAGAAGUGCCGCCACCUUGUUCAGCAGUAUCUUGACGCAACCCGCGGUGUUGGGUGGGGCAAGGACCUUCGUCCUCCCUUUAUGCAUGGGCCUAAGGUUGAAGCUGUCGAGUCCGAAUGAUUCUAUUAUCUCAGGUUUGUAUGUCCAGUUGAAGGUAUAAACUUCAGAGGUGGUUGGGCUUACCAACUGGUGAUUCCAAUUUAUCUCUCUGCUUCUGCAGUUCACUGCUUAAGACCUCAUUUAUUUCCUUUCAUGUGAAAGACAACAAUGAUUUGCAAUGGCUUUAACUUCAGCCUUGUACUUUUUUUUUUUUUGAGGGAAGUAUAUUUCAUAGUGGAAAUAAAGGAAAAAAACUCAUUGCCUUA